GUGCAGCAGGUACCCACGGACCGGCGGCCGCGCUGGCCGUGCCCGCAGCUCCCAGUCUGUUCCCAUGUGCACCCUGAGCCGGCCAUGCAGACCGUGAGAGGGCCGGCAGAGGGGGCGGAGGAGCCGCCGGAAGCAGGAGAGGUGGAGGGACAGAGCGCCGAGCAGCCGCCGCCGCCGCAAUCCCCGAACAGGGAGCGCGAGCAGGACUCGGAGCAGGAAGAGGCCGCGCCGGCGGCCGCCGCCCGGCCCGCGCCGCUCAAACGCGACCGCCGCCUGCCCAGUCUGCGGCUGGCCAACGGCCGACUCGGCGCGGCCAACGGCGCGAGCGGCGGCGGCAGCGGCGGCGGCGGCGGCGGCGGCAGCGGAGGGCUCACCGGCGCCGGCAGCGGCGGACUGGGCAGCGGUGGCAUCGGCAGCCUCGGCAGCGGCGGCAUAGGUAGCCUCGGCAGUGGCGGCAUCGGCAGUCUCGGCAGCGGCGGCGGCGGCAGCCUGACGGGCGCCGUCGGCGGCGGAGCGUUCGACCCGUCGGCACCUCCCCCCGAAGGCGUCGAUACUGCGCCGCGGCCCACGCUGCCCGCCGCCGAGGGCAACGGCGCCUCCGACUCGCUGGUGACGGCCGCGGACGACAGCGAACUUGUCAGUGACUAUAUCUCUCCCGAAAUGAACUACCGUGAGCAGAAGGUGCGCAUUCAGAGUCUGACGGACGAGGGUAGCCUGUACGGCACGCCGCGGGAGGAGGUGCAGCAUGGCGUGCCUCUGGCCACAGUCUCGUCACCGCCCACGUCGCCGACGGCGCACUACGAGCCCAAACAGGGCUUCAUCCGGUACCAGCUGUCGAACCUGUUCCAGCCCACCGACAACAAGCUGGCCAUGAAGCUGUUCGGCUCGAAAAAGGCCCUCAUGAAGGAGCGGAUACGACAGAAGGCCGCAGGACACUGGAUCAUCCAUCCGUGCUCCAACUUCAGGUUUUACUGGGACCUGUGUAUGUUAUUACUCCUGGUGGCAAACCUGAUUAUAUUGCCCGUUGCGAUCUCCUUCUUCAACGACGAAUUGAGCUCACGAUGGAUAGCGUUCAACUGUUUGUCGGACACCAUCUUUCUCAUCGAUAUCAUUGUAAACUUUAGAACAGGGAUUAUGCAUCAAGACAAUUCAGAGCAAGUGAUUUUGGAUCCCAUCUUGAUAGCAAGACAUUAUCUGCGUACGUGGUUCUUCCUCGACCUCAUAUCUUCCAUACCACUCGACUAUAUUUUUCUCAUCGUAAAUCAAAUCUACAAGAACCGUGCCGCUGAUGGCGAAGCCGACCAGGACUUCACGGAAAGCUUCCAGAUCCUGCACGCCGGCCGCGCGCUGCGGAUCCUCCGGCUGGCCAAGUUGCUCAGUCUGGUGCGGCUGCUGCGACUGUCGCGACUCGUGCGCUACGUUAGCCAGUGGGAGGAAGUGUAUAUAUUACAGAAGCACCAAAAGCAAGCGCGUCAAAGACGAGACGCCAAGGCAGAUGCUCCCAAAAGUAAAGCCAAGUUGAAAUCUGGUGUGUUGGUGAAGUUCCUGAACAUGGCGUCAGUGUUCAUGCGCAUCUUCAACUUGAUCUCCAUGAUGCUGCUCAUCGGACACUGGUCGGGCUGCCUGCAAUUUCUGGUGCCGAUGAUGCAGGGCUUCCCGUCCAACUCGUGGGUGGCCAUCAACGAGCUGCAGGGCGCCUAUUGGCUGGAGCAGUACUCGUGGGCCCUGUUCAAGGCCAUGUCGCACAUGCUGUGUAUAGGUUACGGCCGAUUCCCGCCACAGUCGCUGACGGACAUGUGGCUUACCAUGCUGUCCAUGAUCAGCGGCGCCACGUGCUACGCCAUGUUCCUGGGGCACGCCACCAGUCUCAUUCAGAGUUUGGACUCGUCGCGCAGACAGUACCGAGAAAAGGUCAAACAGGUGGAGGAGUACAUGGGCUACCGCAAGCUGCCUCGCGACCUUCGGCAGAGAAUCGCCGAAUACUUUGAGCACCGGUACCAGGGCAAGUUCUUCGACGAAGACAUGAUUCUCGGGGAGCUCUCAGAGCGGUUACGAGAGGAUGUCAUCAACUAUAACUGUCGAGCGCUGGUCGCGUCGGUGCCCUUCUUUGCCAACGCCGACCCGCAGUUUGUCACUGACGUGGUGACCAAGCUGGCGUACGAAGUGUUCCAGCCAGGUGACAUCAUCAUCAAGGAGGGCACCAUCGGCAACAAGAUGUACUUCAUCCAGGAGGGGAUAGUGGACAUCACCAUCAACGGUGAGGUGGCCACCUCCCUCAGCGACGGCUCCUACUUUGGCGAGAUCUGCCUGCUGACCAACGCGCGCCGCGUGGCCAGCGUCAGGGCCGAGACGUACUGCAACCUCUUCUCCCUGUCCGUGGAGCACUUCAACGCCGUGCUCGACAGCUAUCCGCUGAUGCGACGCACCAUGGAGAGCGUAGCUGCCGAAAGGCUAAAUAAGAUCGGCAAGAACCCGAGCAUCGUCUCGAACCGGGAGGACCUGCAGUCGGACUGUCGGACGGUGAACGCGCUGGUGAGCGCCAUCGCCGUCCAGGAGCCCGAGGGACCCAGCUCCGAGGAGGAGUCGGAGCCGCACCACAACAGCAUCAGCCUCCACCACCUCUCCAUCGGGCGGGCGCUCGCCCGGCUGCCGCGGCCAAAAUCGGAGAACAACUUCGCGAGAGCCGAGGAGGCGUGUCGGCGCACCGGGCACCGUCCCUCCUUUCACAAGUCCGACAUCAUCUUCAAGUCAGAGGUCGGGCCCGGCUGAGUGAUGUGCGGGCCGCGCGCCGGCUGGUUGGCUCGGUCGCCGUCGCUGCUGGCCGGCCCGGUCGCUGGUGUUGUUGAUUUUGUAAGGUUUUACAUAGCGCUUGCUGCCGGAGCGGGUAGGAGGGCGCUGUGGGGGACGGCCGGCCGCCACUCCCGGCCGCGCCACGCCACCUGCCGGCGGUAGAAAGUGCCUGGUCCAUGAAAACACUGCAGGUCGCGCGAGAGAGUGAUAUUAUUGUUGUUGGAGCUGUGUGCGGGGUGCCGGCCACAAACCGCGUCGGCCGCCCCGAGGGUGACUGAGGAGCUACAGGCGAGAACACGAGCGACCCUAGGCCCGAUCCGAUAGUACCGUCCCAUAACGUGCCGCGCGCGAUUAGCGUAGUCGCCUGCCGAGCCACCUAGCUGCGCUGAGCCGGGUGUCGGUGGCGCCACCUGCAGUAAGGAUGUCGCCACCUGCGUGGAUGCUGGUGGCUGUGCGAGGGAUGUCUGCCAACCGCCGUGUGAUGCUGCGCGGUGACAUAGCAUGUGAACGGGCCUGUGGGAUAACUGGCCGCUGAUCUGUACAUAAGGGGCGCUGCUGGCGGCGAUGAGUUGCUACGUGCGAUCCAGGGGUGGCGAGACAAGGUUCAAGUUCGUGGAAAACGUAUUCCUGUGCGGUGGAGCUCAUCUAGGGCGUUUAUUUCCCGAAUGCUUACAAAUGACGUGCCCAGACCACGAGGGCCUGAAAAACUCACACGUACGUGGUAAAUAGUCGCCGCUUGAAGUUUUACCGCCGAUUGAAUCAAAGGGUUUCGUAGUGCUCUAGCAGCCCAGUCAGUGACCGAUAGUAGUGAUUUACAGUGAGAGUAAUGCGACUCCCGGGAUGUUAGGCCGGAGCGACCUUUCGGCGCGCCUUCGGGCGGCCCCGUGCCCCCUGUGACGUGACAUGACCUCGGCUAGUGACCUUGACCCGGACGGGGCCCUGCGAUGGCCCCGGGUGUGUGCCCCCCAACACGCGCCGCCAAAGGGUAGGAGCGCGGGCAGUGGCAGCGGCAAUGAACUUCGCUAAGGGGAGGCUUCACUGGAGCUAUGCUUAGCCACUUCGAUGAAAAGUUUUAGCCGUUCUGGAGAAUCUCCCGCUCUCCAUGUAUCUCUUGUAGUGCUCAUUGAAGUUUGGUUCGCAUAGCUCACCCACACGAUCACACUGUUUCUGAGGCUACGUAGCGGAGUGUGUCGAUCUCCCUGGCUUGUGUGCGGCUGUCGGCUGGCUGCGCGGGUGUUCUCCCACUCGACAGUCGCUUCUUCGUGUCGCCCUAGCCAUAGACAAGGCUCGUCGGGCCCGCUUCAGUGCCGCUCCGCCAGCCGCCGUGGGCCGCUCUCUCCUCUCUCUCUCUCUCUCUGCUCUCUCCUCCCCUCCCCUCCAGCCGCUCAAGUCGCGCGCGCACACCAGCCGCCCCGCCCCGCCCGCCCGCCACCAGAGGUUCGCAUGCCUGGGGCGCCUCUCCCCGCCUGCAGACCGGUAGCCCUAGAGGGUAACGCGUACCUUUGUGUGGUAGGCACGAGACUCACGUUGUGAUAGAUAUGGAGCAAUAUUAGCCUACCUAGGUGUAGUGCUCAUUUCUGUAUUAUAUCUUGUACAAGCAGGU
Molecule: messenger RNA, 4393 nt
Organism: Amphibalanus amphitrite
Lineage: Eukaryota; Metazoa; Arthropoda; Thecostraca; Balanomorpha; Balanidae
Product: potassium/sodium hyperpolarization-activated cyclic nucleotide-gated channel 3-like
Exons: 13
Coding region: 85-2769 (894 amino acids)
Biological process (GO): potassium ion transport; transmembrane transport
Cellular component (GO): membrane
Molecular function (GO): voltage-gated potassium channel activity
Source: RefSeq, a predicted model, not a curated record